Messenger RNA from Saccostrea echinata, 453 nucleotides. Its product is annotated as transcription factor ATOH7-like. The record is from RefSeq and is a predicted model, not a curated record. Bases 1 to 453 code for a protein of 150 amino acids. The transcript has a single exon. NCBI's taxonomy places the organism in Eukaryota, Metazoa, Mollusca, Bivalvia, Ostreida, Ostreidae. Gene Ontology annotation, molecular function: protein dimerization activity.
AUGGAAUACUAUGAUUUAAAUAAUAUAUUUAGUGAAUAUCUUGAGCAUGCGCAGGAUCUACCCGUGGAGUGGAAUAAGGAGCAUUCUGAUGAUAUAGAAGACAAAUAUGACACUAAUGGAAUGCCAUCAGUGGUUGUUAAUGAUACCCCAACUAAUCAAAACAUAAGUAAAAAUUUUGAAUCUCUUAAACAAACGCAAACAGACUCUGCAUUAUCGACAAAAAUCGUAAAACGAGCGAAAAGAGGCUGUACUAGCGCUGAUCCUGAAACCAAAAAAGGGCGAAGGUUGUCUGCCAAUGGACGGGAACGCAGACGAAUGCGGAUUAUGAACGAAGCAUUUGAUCGUCUGCGAGCUGUGAUUCCAUCCUCUGGACCAAAGCCACUUUCCAAGUACGAUACGUUACUGAUGACGCAAAGCUACAUCCGGGCACUACAGAGUAUUUUGAAUGAAUGA